GGUGAAGACAUUUAAAUAGUCACCUCACUUGGUAAAUAAAGUUUAGGCUCCUAAUAAUCAUGAUCUAAGAGUGUUUUUCUUGCAGUGGUGAAAAUGCAAUGUAGUUUUGAUUGGGUAGCCCAGGAUUCUUCUUAAGUACUCUUAGGUGACACUAAAUUUUAAUGUUGUAGUUGGAGUUGUAAUCUUGUUGUAUCCAUGUGACAAAUGAAAGUUGAUGUUGGAGAAAAGAAUGCCUUUGUAAGAAAGAGAGGUUUACAAAUUACAAGUAAUAAUUAAUAGCUCGGAACGGUGUCGUUUCAGUACUAAGAUUUAAAUUGAACCAAACAAUAUCAAACCUACGCCGGAGAGAUUGACCGAUUACACUAAUCGAGUCCGAUGGAAAGACGCAUCGAAAACGCCUUCCCUGGACCUUGUCCACCACCACCACAAGCUCCGUACUAUCAUAACAACAACAACAACAACACUCAUCAGAUUCAUCCGUCGCACCACCAUGUCGCCGGCGUUGGAUUCCAGCAAUACCCACAAAACGACAACAGAGAACAUGGUUUCAAUCAGCAGCCGCAUUUUGAUAAUCAACAGAAAAUUCCUGAUAAAUUAUAUGUCAGAUGCCUCAACAAACAAACAACAAGAACGGACGUCCAUGAGGUGUUUUGUAGGUUCGGAGUCAUUGGAGAUAUUUAUAUGGCAGUCGACGACAUGAAUGUUAGCCGUGGUCUAACUUUAACGCUCCACCUGCAAUGCCAAAUUGGCACCCACAACCAUAUCCCCAGUGGGGAAACAAAGAACCUGCAGCCCCUAGAGUCGUUGGUUUCGCUUCACAACCUAAUCACUUUCCGCAGCAAAAUGCUCAAGCAGUAUCCGAGUUUCAAAACCCUCAGGAUUUUGUCAAGCAUCAUAAAUCUGAGACUACCAGCAUGGAGACUAAUGGUCAGAAGAUUUCCAGUAAUGCAAAUGUCAUUCGUUAAAACCAGAAUAAAGAAGAGUGUGACUGGAGUGAACACACUUGUCCUGAUGGGAACAAGUAUUAUUUCCAUUGUGUCACUUGCGAAAGCACGUGGGAGAAACCAGAGGAGUACUCCAUGUCUGAGAGAUGGUUCGACAGGCUACAAGAUCAAAAAAUUGUCUCUCCCCCGUCAAACAGUGAGGACCAAGAUGCAAUAGAAAACAUCCAGCAAGAUCAGUCUCCUCUAUUGCAACUCCUCCAACAACAAUCCUUAUCCACAGCGGAUGAAGAGAAGAAUUCGGUAUAUCCGGUAGUAACAAGAGUGGCUGUUGAAACAACAUGUCCAUAAAAAUGUCACAGGGCAAGUCACUAAGCAAGUAUUUUGGAAGGGAGAUUUGAAAAAGAGUAGACCUGAGUUUAAAGAAGUUGAUUACUUCAAGACUCGGAACAUUUGGUGAAUAUUUGUUGGAAUCCAAUAGAAAAGGUGUGAUGAAAGUGGCAUAAACUUUGAGACUUGUGAAAACCAUAUUAAGGAGCCACUGGUGAUGAGCCAUCAAGAUAGAUGUGUAUGUUUUGGUUUGCUCAACUGUUUCUGAGCAACAAGACACUCUAGUGAUAUCCACCACACCUUAAAAG
Molecule: messenger RNA, 1579 nt
Organism: Raphanus sativus (radish)
Lineage: Eukaryota; Viridiplantae; Streptophyta; Magnoliopsida; Brassicales; Brassicaceae
Product: polyadenylate-binding protein, cytoplasmic and nuclear
Exons: 7
Coding region: 376-1161 (261 amino acids)
Cellular component (GO): cytoplasm; ribonucleoprotein complex; nucleus
Molecular function (GO): mRNA binding
Source: RefSeq, a predicted model, not a curated record